AUGCCAAUUCAUGCUUUAGCUACAGCACUUGCAAAUGCUCCUCCUGAGCAGCAGAGGACGAUGCUUGGGGAGGCUUUGUAUCCGCUUGUAGAUUCUCUAGAACAUGAUUCAGCGGCCAAGGUUACUGGCAUGCUUUUGGAGAUGGACCAGCCUGAAGUAUUACAUCCGAUUGAAUCACUUGAUGCUCUCAAGGCUAAAGUUGUUGAAGCCAUGGGUGUGCUGAGAAAUGUUGCUCAACAAGGUAAUAGCCCGGCGGAUCAACUAGCUUCACUUUCUCUCAAGGACAAUCUGAAAGAUUCGGAGGACAUUGAAGAAACAGCGGCACGAGAGGAAGAAGGGAGAAGCGUUUCAAAAGCUGAGUGCUGA
Vicia faba (fava bean) is the source of this 366-nucleotide messenger RNA. NCBI's taxonomy places the organism in Eukaryota, Viridiplantae, Streptophyta, Magnoliopsida, Fabales, Fabaceae. The record is from the annotation of a GenBank genome assembly.